ACCUCCUGUGUGAGGAGGCCCGGCUGCCGUGUGGAGCAGCGCCGGGGGAGGCCCCGCUUGUCCCGCGGGAAGAGGUGUCAUGUUUUGCUGUCAGGAUGAGGUGCAGGAUCCCUGUCAUCCUCCUGGCCUGUGGCUCCUUCAACCCCACCACCAACAUGCACAUGCGUCUGUUUGAGCUGGCCAGAGACCACCUGCACCAGACAGGAAGAUAUCAGGUGAUUGAAGGCAUAAUGUCUCCUGUCAGUGAUCAGUAUGGGAAGAAAGGCUUGGUGUCAGCAAAGCACAGGGUGGCAAUGGCCAGACUGGCCCUGGAGACGUCUGACUGGAUCCGGGUGGAUCCCUGGGAGAGCGAGCAGGACACGUGGACAGAGACAGUGAAAGUAUUAAGGCACCAUUAUAACGAAGCACUCAGAGCGUUCCAGUCCAAGAAGGAGUUCAUGAGAAACAAACAUCCCACAGAAAGCUCUACGGUGGAUUCCUUUUCUUGCCAGCAACCAGUUCUACCAGAAUUAAAGCUGCUCUGUGGGGCUGAUUUUCUACAGACAUUUAAGACACCCAAUCUCUGGAAGGAAGAAGACAUCAAAGAAAUAGUGGAAAAGUUUGGUUUGGUCUGCAUUAGCCGGGCUGGCUCUGAUCCAUCUCAGUUCAUACAGGAAUUGGACCUUUUAUCUAAAUUUCAGCACAAUAUUUUUCUGGUGAGAGAGUGGAUCCAAAAUGAAAUCAGUGCCACACAGAUCCGCUCUGCCCUGUGCAGAGGGCUGAGUGUGAAAUAUCUCAUCCCAGACUCUGUCAUUGCCUACAUUGCACAGCACAAUGUCUACACGGCCGAGAGCGAGCGCAGGAACGAGGGGCACCUGCUGCAGCCCUGCAGGCUGCAAAACACAGCAAUAAAGCCUCUGAGGGACUGAUUUCUGCACUGUGUGCUGUGUCAGACCAGGAGCUUUCUCAUGCAGAUUUCUUGAGAAAGUUGUUUCUUAAUAAUGAUGAAGGGAAAGUCCAAAAUUUCUUGGAAUCAUGUGGUGGUUUAAAGCCAUGAAUCUGUGUGGUAGUGCUCAAGAAAAUUGGGAUGCUCAGCUGUACAGCUUAAAAUACACAACAGCUUCCUUGUGAAAAUGAAAGAAAGGAGAUCUUCACCAUGAAUAUUCUUAGUAUUUUGAUAAGUCAAUAAAUACGACUUAAGGGUCAAAGACAGUGCUUUCCUAAUUUGUAAUUCUGCAAUCCUUACUGUUCUAAAACAGCAAAAUACAAUGAACCAUAUCUUGAGAGAGAGAUACAUGUAAAUAUAUAUUACUUCUAAAAUUUGACUUUAUAAGACCCUGAAUAACUUUUUGGAUUUUUGUGGCAAUUUGACCAAGAUAUGGAAAUCAAUCUUUCUUUCAUGCAAGCACUUAAAAAUGCUACUACUUCAGCUGCUUCUAGGGCUCCAGGUUCUCAAAUGACAGUCCUCAUCCCAACAUUCAAAGUGGGUUUCUUUUCUUCUCUGAUCCAGAGUCUUAAGAGCAAGCAAUUGUCAAAGCCCCAGAGUAGAUAAAAUAUCCAAUAGGGGCUUCAGUUGUACCAUAUGCAAACAUCUGAGAGACUCAGUACCUGAGCUCUGAUGUUAGCAGGGAAAACCCGUCUCCUCUCUGCUGGUUGCCUGCUAUGCUGAUUCAGUGUCUCUCAUUUCUGACAGGAGUCACUUUCAGAGAAUACAGAACUCUAUAAAGUGCUCUCUCUGUGUUUCAGAGCUCCUUAACUGAAAGCAUUUGUGCAGCAGUGAUGUAGCAUUUAUCACUGUACAGAGUAACCACUGUUUCCUAAUACAAGUUUCCACCAGACUGGUCCUUCUGAGCCCCCAGCUGGCCAAGCAGCUUCCUCUGGUGGUUCUCUGAUUCAGAAGCUUGUGGAACAAGUCAAAGGAAUACCAGACAAAAAUGGCUUUGACUGAAAGGGUCUGUAUGAUUUUUUCUUGAAAGAAAGCAUAAAGUAGCUGAAACCUAUUCAAGAAAGAAGAAUUGGUCUCAAAAAACACACAAGAUAAGCGCUUUUAUAGCUUUGGCUAAUAUCCUAAAGCUAUUUGAAAGGGGUUUUCUUCUGAGUGGCAUGAAGAAUGAAGAGUAAUACAGUUAAAAUGGAUUUCCCUUACACAAGUGAUGUGAAAGGUGAAUAUUUCAUUCAUUUUAAAUCAAGUCAUCCUGCUGUCAUUUGAAAUCUCACAGGUUCAGCCUUGUGGAAGGAUCUAAAGGCAGCACUUCAACAAUAAUCGGAUUAGAAGGACUUGCAUAGCCCCAUGGUCUAAAAAAGAGAUAAAAGAAAGCAGAGUUCAAACUUGCCACAAAGCAAGGCAGUGAGUUGUGUGGUGCAUAAUCAACCACAGCUCAGAGCCUGUGAUUUUGACAAUCACCUGAAGCAGGGAUGCCUGCAGACUUCAAUGGCUAUUGGAAAAUGGUCAGCAAUGACAAUUUUGAGGAGUAUCUGAAAGCACUGGGUAAGGUUCCCUUCAAACUUUUUGAAUGAA
Pseudopodoces humilis (Tibetan ground-tit) is the source of this 2497-nucleotide messenger RNA. It is a transcript of the gene NMNAT3, whose product is annotated as nicotinamide nucleotide adenylyltransferase 3. Gene Ontology annotation, biological process: NAD+ biosynthetic process. The record is from RefSeq and is a predicted model, not a curated record. Gene Ontology annotation, molecular function: nicotinate-nucleotide adenylyltransferase activity; nicotinamide-nucleotide adenylyltransferase activity. Gene Ontology annotation, cellular component: mitochondrion. Lineage: Eukaryota; Metazoa; Chordata; Aves; Passeriformes; Paridae.